UCUGCUUGGUUCCUGCUCUCGCCGUGCCGGAGGCGGGAUCAUGGUACCGAAGAGUGGGGCGUCUCUGUCCCCGGGCGCGCUCUGCCUGGCCGCUGCGCUCAGUGGGCUACUCAGCUUCGGCCUCUUGGCUGCGGCCAUCGGCACCGACUACUGGUACUUGAUCCACGUGGACGUGGCUAGGCGCAAUGGCAGCGCUUGGGAUGGCGAGGAACUGAGUUCCCACUCCGGGCUCUGGCGACUCUGCGAAGGACAAAAUGCCUGCAUGCCCCUGAUUGACCCCUUUGGUGCAGAGAGUUGGCUGGUCCCAGCAACACUCCAACAUCUUAUCUACAUGCAUCGGGCGUUCAUGGUCUUGCUGCCACUCAGCCUCAUCUUGAUUAUUUUUGGCUGGAUCUGUGGGAUCAUUGGCUCCUUGGCCCAGAUUUCCUGGCUUCUGCUCUUCACAGGCUGCUAUUUUCUGUUGGGUGCACUGCUGACACUGUCAGGGACAAGCACCUAUAUCUGCUACUCCAAAGCAGCAUUCACUGAGACUGUUCGUAUGUUUGACCAGCAGCGUUUUGACCAUGUCCAUAUUACCUUUGGCUGGUCCCUGGCACUUGCCUGGCUCUCUUUUGCCACAGAGGGGUUGGCUGGCAUCCUGCUUCUUCUGGCUGCUCAGGGACUCCGUCUGAAGCCGGAUGCAUGUUCAGCAGGCAUUUAAUCCUGGGAGAAGGUGGGAAAAGGAAUGAUGCAGUGCCAGGGCUGUGAAAUAAUUCUGCCCUGCAAUAUUGCUUUCCUUAACCUUUCUUAUAGGAAAUGUUGAUGCUCACUCCCUGCUCUGGUAUAAAUACAACACACUCAGUGGAGUUACAGGGCCAGGACUGUACCUACGAAGUAGAAGAGUCCCUUGUGAAUGUGAG
Messenger RNA from Candoia aspera, 899 nucleotides. It is a transcript of the gene TMEM235, whose product is annotated as transmembrane protein 235. Gene Ontology annotation, cellular component: apical plasma membrane. The transcript has 4 exons. Lineage: Eukaryota; Metazoa; Chordata; Lepidosauria; Squamata; Candoiidae. Bases 41 to 700 code for a protein of 219 amino acids. The record is from RefSeq and is a predicted model, not a curated record.